AUGCAACAACAACCACAACAAAUGCAGGAGCAACCACAACAAAUGCAGGAGCAGCCACAACAAAUGCAACAACCCCAACAAAUGCAACAACAAAUUGUAUGCAGGAAGCAACUUUCAAUGCAAAAGAAAAGGCAAAUUGUAGAUGCAAUAUUGAUGAAAAUGAACAAUGGCAUAUUACCUAGGGGUCACUUGAAGCAGUUAUCAACUCAAUUCAACGUACACAAAUCAACAACAACAAGAAUAUUCACAGAUUUAAAGAAACAGCUGGCAGAAGGGGACAUGAUUGAUGUCAGGACUAAAAAAAUUGGCAGAACAGGGAGAAAGCCAAUGGACAUUUCUGAUGAAAUUCUACAAUCAGUCCCAUUACAUUUAAGGCAGACUGAAAGGAGCUAUGCAGGAGCACUGAAGAUCAGUCACAACACAGUUCACAAUUUGAAGAGGAGAGGAAGGCUAAGAACACACACAACCUGCAACAAGCCAGCACUGUCAUCAGACCAUAAGGUGGCCAGACUUAGAUGGAUUUUGUCACACAUAAAUCCAUUUACAGAAAAUCAGGACCCCACAUUUGUUGACAUGAGGAAUGUCAUUCACUGUGAUGAGAAGUGGUUCUACUUGAACCCUGAUAAAAGGAGGUUCUAUCUACUGCCAAGUGAGGAGGAUCCUUACAUGGCAGUUCAGUCAAGAAGAUUCAAGCUGAAAGCCAUGUUCAUGGCAAUUAUAGGGAAGCCAUUAUAUGGCAUAGAUGGAGAAAUGUUACAUGAUGGGAAGUAUGGCAUCUUCCCAUUCACUGUGCAGCAAUUAGCAUAG
This is a messenger RNA of Chenopodium quinoa (quinoa), 807 nucleotides long. RefSeq names its product bromodomain-containing protein DDB_G0280777-like. Bases 1 to 807 code for a protein of 268 amino acids. Gene Ontology annotation, molecular function: nucleic acid binding. The transcript has a single exon. Lineage: Eukaryota; Viridiplantae; Streptophyta; Magnoliopsida; Caryophyllales; Amaranthaceae. The record is from RefSeq and is a predicted model, not a curated record.